Molecule: messenger RNA, 2585 nt
Organism: Eufriesea mexicana
Lineage: Eukaryota; Metazoa; Arthropoda; Insecta; Hymenoptera; Apidae
Gene: Kap3
Product: kinesin associated protein 3
Exons: 17
Coding region: 1-2556 (851 amino acids)
Biological process (GO): cilium organization; microtubule-based movement
Cellular component (GO): ciliary transition zone; kinesin II complex; axoneme
Molecular function (GO): kinesin binding
Source: RefSeq, a predicted model, not a curated record
AUGGAUGAAGCAAAGUUUCUAAAACGAAAAGUUAGAUCUGGUACCUUGGAUGUGCAUCCAACAGAAAAGGCUUUAGUAGUGAAUUAUGAUGUUGAAGCAUUAAUCUUGGGUGAAUUAGGAGAUCCUAUGUUAGGAGAUCGUAAAGAAUGUCAAAAAGUAAUUCGACUCAAAAGUUUAAAUGCAGAUACGAAUGUGUCACUUUUAGCUAAAGAAGUGAUUGAAAAAUGUUCCUUGAUACAUGAAUCAAAGCUUCACGAAGUAGAGCAAUUGAUCUAUUAUCUUCAAAAUCGAAAAACAAGUGAUAUUUGCACAAGCAGUGAUAAUAAUUCUCAACCUUCAAGACCAGCAUCAUCAAAUUCAAUAUCAAAUUCAGAUAAUGGUGAAGUUGAGCGUGCUGUUAUAAGUAAUGUUGAUAAUUAUAUUGAAUUGUUAUAUGAGGAAAUACCAGGAAAAAUUAAAGGUUCAUCACUAAUCUUACAGUUAGCAAGAAUACCUGAUAAUCUUCAUGAAUUAACAAAAAAUGAGUCUUUGUUAAGUGCUUUAGCCAGAGUAUUAAGAGAAGACUGGAGACGUAGCAUAGAAUUAUCUACAAAUAUUGUGUACAUAUUCUUCUGUUUCUCUACAUACAGCCAGUUUCAUAAUAUUGUUCUUGAAUAUAGAAUUGGAUCUCUAUGUAUGGAUAUAAUUGACUUUGAAUUACGUCGAUAUGAUCAAUGGAAAGAAGAUAUGGAAAAACGUAGACGUCAUUUUGAAAAUACAACAGGAUUAACAUUUUUUUCAAGUGGAAAUGAUAACUGCGAUAAGAGAACAAAAAUUGUUGAUGAUAUUUGGAAUACAGAUGGUCCUUUAGAUUAUGAAAUAAAAAAACGAUCUAAUGAAGUGACCCUAACUGUAACUGAAAAUGAUAUAAAGAAAUUGAAGGAAGAACUUGAAAAAAGUCGUAAAAAAUUCAAAAGUUUAACAAAAAAACAAGAACAACUAUUACGAGUUGCAUUUUAUUUAUUAUUAAAUAUUGCUGAAAAUAUGGAAGUUGAAAGAAAAAUGCGCAAAAAAAAUGUAAUUGGUAUGCUUAUCAAAACAUUAGAUAGGACAAAUAUUGAUCUGUUAAUACUUGUUAUUGCAUUUUUAAAAAAGUUAUCUAUAUUCCGCGAGAACAAAGAUCUCAUGGCUGAAGAAAAUAUUAUUGACAAGAUACCAAGACUUCUUCAAAGUAAUAAUGCAGAUCUUGUUCUAAGUACUUUAAAAUUAUUAUUUAAUCUUUCCUUUGAUGCAAAGCUUAGAGCAAAAAUGAUAAGAGUGGGUUUAUUACCAAAGUUAAUUAAAUUACUUGGUCAAAGUGAUAUCAAAAAUAAAACCACAAUUUUGGGUUUAUUGUAUCAUGCUAGUAUGGAUGAUAAAGUAAAAGCUAUGUUUACAAAUACUGAAUGCAUUCAAAUGAUAACAAACAUGAUCUUAAAUUCUGAAGAUGAUCAACCAAAACUAGAAUUAAUAGCACUUGGUAUAAAUUUGGCAAUUAAUGGUAAAAAUGCGCAACUGAUGGUUGAAAAUAAUCGUUUACAAGGGCUUAUAAAAAAAGCAUUUCGAACUCAAGACCCUUUGAUAAUGAAAAUGAUUCGAAAUAUUUCUCAACAUGAUUCAACAAAAGAAAAUUUUGUUGAAUUUGUGGGUGAUUUUGCUAUGGCUUUAAAUCAAUCAGACUCGCAAGAUUUUGUACUUGAAGCUAUAGGUGUACUAGGUAAUUUAGAAUUACCUGACUUAGAUUAUUCACAAAUACUCCAUCGAUGUGAUUUAAUACCAUGGAUACGUAAUAAUCUUGUUCCAGGUAAAGCACCAGAUGAUUUAGUACUAGAAAUUGUUAUAUUUUUGGGUACCGCUGCAUUUGAUGAAGAUUGCGCACGUUUAAUAUGCAAAGCUGAUAUAUUACUAUCGCUAAUCGAACUUCUUAAAGCAAAACAAGAGGAUGAUGAAAUGGUUUUACAAAUAAUUUAUGUUUUCUAUCAAAUAUCUAAACAUGAUUCGACAAGGGAUUAUUUAAUACGCGAGACUGGUAAUGAAGCACCUGGGUAUUUAAUAGAUCUUAUGCAUGAUAAAAAUCCAGCAAUUAGAAAAGUAUGUGAUGCGUGUUUAGAUGUUAUUGCUAUGUGUGAUAAAAAUUGGGCAGCUCGUAUAAAAGUGGAAAAGUUCAGAUCACAUAAUCAACAAUGGCUAGGAAUGGUUGAAUCUAUAACAGAUGAUACAAAUAAUCAUUUAUUACCAGAAGAAGAUGAUAGCCUUUCACCAUUUAUGAAUGGUGAUCUUUUAAAGCAUACAAUGCUUUUUCCUUCUGGUAAUGUUGCGUCAUUUAAUACAGAUGAUCGAUUUUCAAUUAUGAAAAAUUCUUCAGAAUCAUCAGAAAACCAAAGUCGUCCUGUUAGUAGAUAUAAAGAUUUUGAUGAAAUAGGUGAACUUAUGGCACGUUCUAAAUCUCGUAUGUCUGUUGGCUCUGGUAUUGAAGAUCUUUAUUACAAUUCUAAAGUUAAAUUUCCCGAAGCAGAUAGUUCACAUGUAUUAAUAUAAAAGGUAUGAUGCACUAUACACAAUGAAAG